AUGAAGCCGCGCAUCUCUGUCACCGAUCUCUCCCAGGACGGGCAGUCUGGAAGGAACACCCCCGAGGAGGAGGACGCAGAGGCUGCGCAGUUUCGCAAACGGGCCUUGCUAGCCCGUGACCUGGGGCUGGAUGUGUCGCUAUUGUGCAAGGUCACCACAGUUCCCCGUCCCGAAGGAAUUCCGAUCAAGCUGGCGCAUGCAGACGAGGUCUGCAGCCUGUCCUUCAGCAGCUGCAGCACUCGCCUAGUCGCUGGCGGCUAUGACCAGCACCUGGUCAUGUGGGACGCUGAAAGCAUGGCUCGGACGGCCGAGCAACAUGUGGAAGCCGAAAUUGUUUGCGUUGCCAUCUCGCCGUGUGGGAAGUACGUUUAUUGCGGGGACAACGACCGCGAAGUGAAUGUCUUUGACGCCGGGACGCUCGAAGUUUUGGGGAAGCAAGUGCUCAAGGAGCAGUUUGUGAGCCUCGUGGGCAUCAGCUCACCAACCAGCCUCUUGGCUGUCGCAUCGCACAUCGUCGUCAAGAUCUUCUCGGUCCCAGAUGUCGAGGAGGUCACAAGUCUCCAGCACGGCGGACAGGUGCAUAGCCUGAGCUACUCGCCCACCCUCGGCAUGCUCGCAGCAGCUGGAGGCAUUGAUAUUACGGAAUCGGGCCUCCUCAGCUACAACAGCAGCAGCUUCCGAGAGAAAGAUCCAGGAGGGAUGAAGGCGGUGGUCUGGAAAGGAUCCAGUGAAUUCGCUGCAAUUUGGGAUGAGGUCGGCACUGUGAGUUACAAGGACCCCUGCCAUGCCGCCAGCUUUUCACCGUCGGGCAAAGCUCUGGCGUUGGGCGGAGAGGACCGGAUCAUCUCACUGCUCUCCGUUGAGAAAAAGUUUCGACAGGUUGAGCAGCUUCCCUGUGGCGCCGGCAUUCGAUGUCUCGCCUGGGCGGCAAACUCGCGGCUCCUGGCUUCGGCUGGGGAGGACAUGCGUGUGUCAGUUUGGGAUGUGCUGUACAAGCGAGUCAUUCUCCAGCUGCCUAAGGCAGAUGACUGGCUGUGCAGCCUAGCGUUUAGUGCCAACUCCAAGUGGUUAGCAGCUUGCGGGUAUGGCCAGAACACGGUCGACCUUUGGCCACUCGAGGUCGAACUUAUAGACCCGAGCUCGAACGAAUGA
Messenger RNA from Symbiodinium sp. CCMP2592, 1152 nucleotides. NCBI's taxonomy places the organism in Eukaryota, Dinophyceae, Suessiales, Symbiodiniaceae. The record is from the annotation of a GenBank genome assembly.